Messenger RNA from Drosophila sulfurigaster albostrigata, 3006 nucleotides. Its product is annotated as protein phosphatase 1H. The coding region runs from base 397 to 2286 and encodes 629 amino acids. The record is from RefSeq and is a predicted model, not a curated record. Gene Ontology annotation, molecular function: protein serine/threonine phosphatase activity; cation binding. Gene Ontology annotation, biological process: protein dephosphorylation. NCBI's taxonomy places the organism in Eukaryota, Metazoa, Arthropoda, Insecta, Diptera, Drosophilidae. The transcript is spliced from 4 exons.
UUCUUCUGUUGUUUUUCCACACGAAGUCGUCAGCAAGCGAAAAUAUUAAACAGACUUUUACAAAAGCAAAAUCCUAAAUUACGCGACCAGUGCUAAAGCCUCAUAUCAAAACGAAUUCUAAAAAACAAAAAGUUACUGCGUGCCGUGCACAAACUACUGCUAACUUGGUGUGAUAAGAGCGAAGGACGCAACGCAAUAGAGAAAAGCACAAGUUCUGACUGAGAGUGCUGCUGAGCUUAGGUCGCCACGUCAGUGGGAGUGAGUGAGAAGGCCGGUGGUGCAGCGAGGAGUGCGAGACGACGACUGCAGCAGUUUCUUUUUUAUCGACGGAGCCGCGGAUCGUUUCACAGCAACAAACUGCUGCUGUUGCCCAGCAAAAAACGCUCCAGCUCCAACAUGCUGACCUCGUUCAAGGCGAGCAUAAUGUCGGCAAUUUCGCCGGAUUUGCCGCCACCGCCAAACGGACGCAACGGUGAAAAGUUUCGCUAUUCGCGACCGCUAUUCCUCGAACUGCUGAGUGAGGACGAAUUGCGCGCCUCAAGCGAUCACAAUAUCCGACCGAUAAUCGUGCCGCGCGAUAUCAGUUUGCUGCCCUGGGGCACCGGCUAUGCCGAGUGCGUUAAUUCGGGCAAGUCCAGGCGGAACGAAGAUCAGGCGGCUUUUCGUCGGCAAGUGCUUUCGGAUCCCAAUCGGAUUCAUCCCGAUCUACCGUACACGUAUUUUGGGAUAUUCGAUGGACACGCUGGCUACGGCGCCGCCUUGGCUGCCUCAUAUCAACUGUCGCUGAUAUUGCAUGAGAAACUUGUGGAUUGCAUUGAGCUGCUGCUGCCACGCGAUGCUGUCAAUGGCGAUGAAAGGGUGGCUGCCAUAAAUCCGGCAUUCCCACAUCCCAAGAUCUUUGAGCGCAGCGUCACAAAGGAUGAACUGAUCAUUGGUGCAUUGGAGGCAGCCUUCUUUGACAUGGACGAACUGGUGGAUCAUGACAAUUCACGUUAUCGCGAUGCCGGCGGCUGCACCGCUUGUGUUGUGCUGUUCAUCAAUGGCAAAAUGUAUGUGGCCAAUGCUGGCGACAGUCGUGCUGUGCUUUGCCAGCGACGAUCGGCGGCACCGAAGAACCCAAACAGCACAGCGGCUGAUGGUGAUGGCAAUGGCAAUGGGAAAACUGAGAAAAUUGAGCCAGAUCCAGUGGAUGAUACGCUCAGCUAUGCGACACCAUUUUCGUUUGAUCACACACCCGAAACGGAGCGUAUACGUUUGGAGAAUGUGGCACGUUUGAGGCCAGAGUUAAUUGAAUCGUACUACGUGGCCAUGGAGUAUGCGAAACGGCCGCAAGAGAAGAAUCUGGGACAGCGUGUGCUGUGCCGCAAGGGCACCAUGAAGGGCUGGACAUAUAAGACGGUGACCAGUCGAGAUCUGGCCAUGCCGGUGGUGAAUGGCGAGGGUAAACGUAGCCGUCUAUUGGGCACGCUGGGCGUUACACGUGGCUUUGGCGAUCAUCGUUUGAAGGCGAUCAAUAGACAAAUACCGAUUAAACCAUUUUUAACACCACAUCCCGAUGUGCGAAUUCGUGAUCUCAGCCAAGUGGUUAGCAUACCCGAUGAGCACAACGAGGACGGCGAUUAUGGGGUCCUGGUGAUGGCCACCGAUGGUCUAUGGGAUGUUUCCGAGAAUGAGGCGGUUGCACGUACCGUCUUCCAAACGUUGACACGCUAUCCACAGGAGAAGCAUCGCUAUACUAUGGCCGCCCAAGAGCUGGUGGCGCGUGCCCGUGGCAAAGUGAAUGAUUCGGGUCAUUGGCGACUCGCUGAUAGCAAGGCGGCAGCAACAGUGGAUGAUAUCUCAGUGAUUGUGAUACCAGUCUAUCAGUAUUACAAAGAGCACGUCGAAUGGACGCAAACUUGUGCACAGCGCAAAUUGGCGCAGCAAAACAAUACACAAAAAAAGGUGGAGGUGGAGGUGGAGCAGCAGGUGCCGAAUGAAGCUAUUGUCGAGGUCGAAGAGUCAAUUGUUGUGGAGGUCGAUGAAAAGACGCCGCUGGAGGCGCACGUUGAGAGCGUCAGCGAAACGCUGCAACAGGUGCAAUUGGAGGCGAGUGGCGAACCAGAAAAAUUAGACAAAGAGAACAACAGCAGCGCAGCAGAGACAUCAGCAACAACAACUGCUGGCAAAGCAACAGGAACAACAACUGGAACAGCAGCUGGAGCUGGCAAUGGAAAUGGACCGACAAAGGGCGGAACAACAAAUGCGAUGCCAGCAAAGCAACGAAACAACAACAAAAAGAAGUAGGAAUGCAGAAGAAGAGCGGCGUGUCCUUACUACAAUGAAAUGCUACAUAGAACACAUUUAAAUAAUUAUAACAGAUAUACAUCUAAACAAUAACUCUAAAUAUACAUAUAUUUUUUUUAUAUUGCUGAGGCGCUCAGACUACACAUACACACACACACACACACACACACUAAACGAAACAAAAAGUGUCGAACGAAAUGAUACAGAAACUUCGGCAUAUACUCUUAAAGUACUCUCAGUAUAUGCAAAAUCUAUCGUCAGUUAUGUACAGAAAAGAUGAGAAUGAGAAUGCAUUUCGUUUCUUGGGAACGAAUGCAAAAUGAUGAAAACGAUGAUCAAGAAUCAAAGAACAUGCAUUGUACAAUAAUAAUUUACUAUGUGUAUUUAUUCAAUGUUUAACUUUUAUUUUAUAUAUAAAUAAAUAUAUAUAUAUUUUUUUUUGUUAAUUAAUAUACUCAUAAGAAAAGGAUUUUUACGCCGAUCUGAGCCAGAUCAAAGGCGGCAAAAGGAAGAACCUUUCAUUCGUCACGCUUUUUUGUUUAAAUAUCUCAAAAUAAAUAUUACUGCAAAUGUAUUCAACAUGAUUAUUAUGGUAAUCAGUAAACCAAGAUGCGAGUUAAGACAAAACCAAUUGCAAUUAAACUACAUACAAAACACAAAUGAAAUGAGAAAUGAUUCCAAAACAAAAGUAACUUAACUAAGUAGUUAUUUAAGCUGAUU